Messenger RNA from Peronospora matthiolae, 651 nucleotides. Lineage: Eukaryota; Oomycota; Peronosporomycetes; Peronosporales; Peronosporaceae. The record is from the annotation of a GenBank genome assembly.
AUGUACGAAGGGAUUGACAAUCUGAAAUCCCUUUACGACCGUGCCGGGAAGACUUUCUCCGGCGGUCCUUCUGCGGCACAGGAUGUGUCGCGUCGUACUGCUCGACCAGACCCAGUACGUCAACCAUCAAUUGGGAGCGGGGCUCCCAAGAAUCCCAGGACGGGGGAUAGCCGCGCCACCGGACGAGGUAACUCGUCCGACGUCCGUUCACGUCGCGGUGGUUCAACAGCUGCUCUACUAGAUAGCGCUGGCCACCACGAGAGUCCUCUUAUGGAGGUGGAGGAGGAGGAAAAACGCUCUCCAAACUAUCGUGGGGAAGCGUGUAUCCCCGAGAGCCUCUUUGAUCGCGUAACGCAAGGGUUACGCGGCGAUCUCGAGCAUGAGCGGGACAGGCGUCUCCAACUGGCGGACACUGUCUUGAAGCAUCGAGCUGAGUUUGCCUUUGCGCAGCUUGAGAACGAGAGAGCUCUGACAUCUCUGCGUGACGAGCUAAGGGUAGCUCGUGAAGAUAUUGACCGGUCUCGGGCUGAGAUAACUGCUCUUCAGACCCUUGUCGAUAUCCACCAUCGGGAGCACAAGGCUCUCUGCGAGAUGCUUGAGCGCAAGGGCGUUCUUCAUCGGAAGAAGCAGCGUACUGAUGGUACGGCUUAA